AUGAUAAUACGAAAGCUGAAGGCGCUGCAAAGCAAGCUUCUGAAACAGAAAGGAUCCCGCAAAGAAACACAGAAAAAAGAAGAGCCACCAGUUGAGCCGCUUUCCGUGGAGGAGUACAUGAACCGGAAGCAGAUGGCAACGGAGAAACGCUACUUUGACAGCGCAGACCACUUUCUGAAGCUGCACGAGAAGGAGCAAAUCCGGCAGAAGGAGCUGGAGUGCGACGCGGAGAAGGAAAAGUCUCUCCAGCCAGCCCCAGCUCCUCUCGAGACUGCAUAUUCAGAAAUAAUCGAUGAAAUGAAGCCAAAGGAGUCGGUGUAG
Molecule: messenger RNA, 321 nt
Organism: Nematocida major
Lineage: Eukaryota; Fungi; Microsporidia
Exons: 1
Coding region: 1-321 (106 amino acids)
Source: RefSeq, a predicted model, not a curated record